Nomia melanderi (Alkali bee) is the source of this 3714-nucleotide messenger RNA. RefSeq lists its product as uncharacterized. Gene Ontology annotation, biological process: protein ubiquitination. The record is from RefSeq and is a predicted model, not a curated record. Lineage: Eukaryota; Metazoa; Arthropoda; Insecta; Hymenoptera; Halictidae. Gene Ontology annotation, cellular component: Cul4-RING E3 ubiquitin ligase complex.
CCCAGGAAUCGCAUCCAAUAUUCCAAUGAGCUUUUGCUGGCUUAUUUGUUGUAAUACAUUUAAUCUAUCGUCGAUCGUGAUAUCCAUGCUUUUACUCUUACAAAUUCAUUUAAUUCGAAGCAAAUAUUACUGCGAAAUAGGCUGAAACGUCAUUUCGAAUUAUUAUGUUUUAUUUCAACUUUAAACACAAUUGUUCGGCACCGGUUAUUAUAAACGAAUGAUAUCGAAGUUCUUUAACCCCUCAGGGUUAUAAGAAUCUUGUAUUUUUUAUUGACCAACAUGAAUUCGACACAAAGCUAAAUACCGUGCGUGCAAUUCUUAUGUCUCGUUAAGUCUAUCGGUUCGUUCAUCUAAACAGUGGAUAUUCUUUGAUAAUUCUUCCAACGGAUUGGAAAAUCGUAGGAUUAAGAUAGUAUUUUCGUACUUCGCAAGGGAGGCGUGAAAACAAUUCGACUGGUGCGCCCAUGUGGCAAACCUUAGUGAAUCGUGGUGAAUUGUAUUCUCCGAUCUUCUGGACGCUCCUCACGCGUAUCUUUCAGUAGGGUUAUUUAAAAAUGGCGGACGCAUCGUCUUCCGACACUACCUCAGACUGUUGCAAUGAAUGGUUCUCUGAUAUUACCUCCGAAAGAUCGGAAUACGUUAUAGUGGGUCAGAAACCGGGUCUUUCACAUCGUCGCAGUAAAAGACAUUUCUUACAGAAGCUAUUUUUAAGAGAGAUCAGAGGUUGUCUAGCGGCGCACAAUUAUGCAUCAGAGGAAAGACUUUUUGCUACUGUACCUUCAUGGAGACACUUGCCACUUUUACACGUAAUCCCAAAAUCUGCGUUAGAAGCAGGGCACAUUGUAAUGGGAUUGACGCAAUGUGGUCAGUUUUUACUUACAUAUACGUACACAAUGGAUGUGAGUGGGAAUACCUCUUUGUACAAAUACUUGUUACAUUGGUGGGCUUUUACACCGAACCAUGUUGCUCGUAAAGUUGCAGAGGUUACACUUUUUGGUAAUUACACUAUAUAUAGAGAGCUUAGCAUUGUCAUAUCUCAAUGGCCAAUGGAACGGAAUAAGUUAGUAAUACAUGGCCUUUGUACAAAUUGGCUGCACUUACAGCCAACGGAUAGAGCAUACUUAACGAUAACUACAGUUCCAUCUCUCGAGAAUUGUAAGGAUUGUUUAAAAGUUGCUGCAUCCUAUGAAGAGGAGGGCGAAGAAUUGGCUGCAAACUGGGAUGGUUGUGUCCGAUGUAACUGUUUGCAACACGGACUUACUGUCCAUACUACUUAUGAAGUAAUUUCCCCCUAUCCCAGGUUCCGAGCUACUGUCUGUUUGAAUUAUUGGAAUCACGUAGUAGUUAACACAGGAAACUUUUUGCAUGUACUCAGGGUGGAUUUGGACAUUCCGAAAUCAAAAAAUCAGAAGACUUGUGAUAAACAGGACACUGUGAUUCCUGACACGGUGCCAUUAGACAUGAGUGACGUGGAAGAAUUGGAUUAUACAAAGGUGGAACGUUAUGAAAGUUUAGACGAAAAAAUAGGUACACCUGAGCGAGUGAUUGACCGAUCUCCAAGAUGCGAGUCAAGUAUAGAACAUGACUUUCUAGAAGAACCAAUUAAAGUAAAUGAUAAGUUAGCUCACGAUCCAUCGAAUACCUCGAACAGUAAUCAAAGCGACUGUGUCUGUGAUAUAAGUAAGUCUAUCGAUACCGUAAGUGUUAAGUCGUGCGAGUGUGCGGAUCCCACCGAAUGUAAAUGCCUAAAUAUAAGACCGCAAGUCUCUCGGAUCGAGCAACAAGCGAUAUCGGUUAGGGAUAAGAUCUUGCAGGACUUCUGCGAAGACAUGUCUCAGGAACUUAAUAUUGGUAGUGAUUUGAUUACUCUAGUGAAGCAUCCCUCGUGUUCCCCUCGAUCAACUCCACAAAGGCUUCCCUCUGAUCUCAAGACGGCUAGCAGUUGGUCGUCGCCUAUUCUCACACCGCCAUCAGAUAUUCUAAAGACCCGCAAUUCGGAAUCUAGUCAUAAAAGCAGUCGCGGUCAACGCUCAAAUUCCCCGCAGCCAGGUGCUUCAGAGGAGAGCAACGUGACUUCCGUUAAUUCUCCGCUUCACUCAGUCUCCGUGAAUCCUUCCUCUUCGUGUUCUUCGCGUUUGAUGUCUCCGCCUGUAUCAAGGUCCUUCCGCCAUCCGAGUCCUCGUAAACGGUCUAAUUUACAUUCUCCCCCGCCCAUCGUGAAUUCGUCACAGUCAAGAACAAGGGCAACGCACAAACUUAUCCUCGAGGCGGAGAAAGCUUACGAGUUUACGGACGAAGCGCAAGAGACUUGUGAGAAGCUCAGCUCGUUCAGAAAACGUAGACUCGCCGAUAAAAAAUACGAGUUCUGCGAUGAAACAGAAGACGCCGAGAAUAUAGUUCCUUUCAAACACAUACGGGAUCAGUUCAGACACCGUGGCUGUUCGAUACAUCAGAUACCUUCGUCUCCGACUAUGUCACCUGUACUGCCGAAUGGCAAAAAGCACUGGGUAGAUUCUGAUCAAAGUGAAACUGACGAUUUUAGCGUUAACCAAGAUAUUGGAGCGUCGAAUGACGUAACUGUGGAUUCAGAGAAGAAUGUCUUACGUCCACUGAACCAAAAUCAGCUGCCUAAUGGAGCUAUAAGCAGAGACCGUUUGGGUAAACAUUCUUUGUGUUCUUCUCCGCUUGUCCCAAAAAUAAAUUUACAGUAUCCUACCAUAAAGUGCACUGCGCACUUUAAAAGAAGUUACAUAGAAAUGGAUGAUGAAAUGAUAUCAGUGAUUACAGACGUUGAAGACGAAGAAACGGGAGGGUAUGUGAGUUAUCAAUGCGUGCUUCCUAUGCAUGUCCAUGGGUCUGGAUAUGUGCAAAUGCAAAUGAUCAGCAACAGCAAAGCUGAAAAAUUGAUAGUACCUUGCGUGUCGAUAAAUCAGUUAAGUUUCGAUAUAGAAACGUUCUCUCAUCACAUCGCUGACUGGAUUUGUACGAGGUUUAAAAAGAGAUAUUGGCACUGUAGUGAUUACGACAUUGAAAUCAUAGAUAUAUGCGCGUUAAGCGGUGAUAUCAUCUGUUUGUUAAUUAUGAAAAUUCAAGCUAGUGAAAUUAACAAUCAGACACAGUGUUCCCAAGAAAGGAAACAAUACGAAGUGGGAUGCAAAUUUACGUGGAACAUCGAUACGAGUCAAUACAGAAUAACGGACAUAUUGCCGAUGGAAGAAGUAAAACCAGAAUCUUGGAAACCAAACUGCAUGAAUGUCCCAAAUUUUCGAAGUCCAUUGUGGAAUCCAACUCGACGUUUAGCACCAAAGUUACGUGAAAAAAUACAACAACCAUACGCGCAUACAGUACGGUUCUUGCAUAAUGAAAUGACUCUAGCCGGUGAAUCUAUAACUAGACUUUACGAUUUGGAUAAUUUGGUGGAAUUCUACAUAACGCCGAUGCCAAAUUAUCCUUCGAUCGAAUAAAGUAAUUGUCAGAUCCAGAAUAUGUUGCAAACAAUAAUUUAUUUAUUGAUACAAAUCUAAGAGUUUCAUCAUUAAUAAGGUAACGUGUACAAUGUAAUGAAUGUAUUGAAACCGUACCGUACAUAUAGUAUAUAUAAUAACUAUCUAAAAAAAUUGUUAGUUCCAAGCGUGGAUAACAGCAGAUAUGACACGUUGUAUAGAUUCAGUACUUUUUUCACAAGACUACUGAAUAAGUUGAUUGUUAAGUGCU